CCGCAGGCCCCGCCCCUUCCCGCCGCGGGGCCCGGAAAGGCGGCUCCGCCGGGCGGGGCCGGGCGCGCUGCGGAGGGGCCGGGCCGCGAGGACAGCCCUGCCAAAUUGCUGAGAAAUCACCCCCAGCCUUCUUCAUGACUGCCUGACCAACCUGACCUGGGAGCAAAGAAGCUUGUGCAUCAGGAUGUUCCGCCCGCGGUUGCUCCCCGUGGCGGCCGCGCUCUCUGCGGUCUCGCGGCGUUUCCAGGGGACAGCUCAGCACCCCAGGGCCCGGCGUAGGCUGGUGAUGGUGGCAGCUUUCAUAGGGACAACUGCAGCCACAGCAAGUGCCAGACUCCUUUGGCAGAGGGCCUAUGCGGAAGACUCAUCCUCUGUAAAACACAACCCGAGGCCAGAGCCAGGUGAGAAGAUAAAGCAUGAGGAGGAGGAGAGCAGCAGCAAUGAGGGGAGGAAGGCUGUUGUCUCGGGAGAAGAGGAGGUUCAGCCAGAAGGGAAGAAGAAGAAGCAACGUUCUGGGUUCCGGGAUCGUAAGGUGAUGGAAUAUGAGAACAGGAUCAGAGCUUACUCCACCCCAGACAAAAUCUUCAGAUACUUUGCCACCUUGAAAGUCAUCAACGAGCACGGCGAGUCGGAGGUUUUUAUGACACCACAGGAUUUUGUGAGAUCAAUAACACCUAAUGAAAAACAACCAGAACACCUGGGCCUGGACCAGUUCAUAGUGAAACGCUACGAUGGGAAGAUACGGGUUAAAUUUUCAUCUAAAUUAUUAGCUGAGCUCAUCCCCACUCUGCAGUCACAAAUAAUGCAGAAGUUAUCCCAGGAGCGGGAGAAGUUUGCUGAUGAGGACAGCAUCUUUUAUGCCCUUGGAGAGUGUGGACUCAUUUCUUUCUCUGACUACAUCUUCCUGACAACAGUCCUUUCCACUCCCCAGAGGAACUUUGAAAUUGCCUUUAAGAUGUUUGAUCUGAAUGGUGACGGCGAGGUGGACUUGGAAGAGUUUGAGCAGGUGCAGAGCAUCAUUCGCUCCCAAACCAGCAUGGGCAUGCGCCACAGAGACCGCUCAACCACGGGGAACACCCUGAAAACUGGUUUCAACUCAGCCCUGACCACCUUCUUCUUUGGGGCAGAUCUGAAGGGCAAACUGACCAUCUCCCACUUCCUCGACUUCCAGCGCAAACUGCAGCACGACAUCCUGAAGCUUGAGUUCGAGCGGCACGACCCGGUGGAGGGGCGGAUCACGGAGCGGCAGUUCGGCAGCAUGUUGCUGGCCUACAGUGGGGUGCAGUCCAAGAAGCUCACAGUCAUGCUCAAGCAGCUCAAGAAGCACUUCCAGGAUGGAGAGGGGCUGACAUUUGAGGAGGUGGAGAACUUCUUCACUUUUCUGAAGAACAUAAAUGAUGUGGACACAGCUUUGAGCUUCUACCACAUGGCUGGAGCCUCACUUGAUAAAGUCACCAUGCAGCAAGUGGCCAGGACAGUGGCCAAGGUGGAGCUCUCUGACCACGUGUGCGACGUGGUGUUCGCCCUCUUUGACUGCGACGGGAAUGGUGAGCUGAGCAACAAGGAGUUUGUGGCCAUCAUGAAGCAGCGCCUUAUGAGAGGCCUGGAGAAGCCCAAGGACAUGGGCUUCACCAGGCUGAUGCGAGCCAUGUGGAAAUGUGCCCAGGAGACAGCGUGGGACUUCACCAACCCCAAGCAGUAGCAGGGUCUGGGAGGAACUUCCCUCUCUCAGCCUUGCAGUCACCUCUGCUGUGGACACCAGUGGGGUGGCUCCAGGCUCUGGCCAGCCCUGACUCUCCCCGGCUGGAGUUUUUUGUAAAUGGAAGUUAGAAAUCCAAGCCUGUUUCAAUUUGCAGCUUCUGCUUGCUGCCUGCUCCCCUUCAUCUUUCUCUCAGGAAAAAGGAGUUUUACUGCUACCACCUCCACUUUGUGAUGGGCCCUGCCUGCAGAGCUGGGCAUCAAGGGAUGCAGCCAAAUCGUUUUUAUGGAAUGUUACUGUAAAAGGGCAUGGCACUCCUUUUAAUUCUUAAGAUUGCUCCUAAGGAAGAAGCCAUAGGAUUCCUGGAUAGAUGGUACCGGUAGGAAUUAGGAGCAGAGGCUGCAGCAGCUGAGUGGUGAGAGAGCACCCCAGGAUUUCAGUUGCCCAAAAUGCUCUGUGCUCCCCCAGACUGUUGUAGGGUGGAGGGGAGGGGUGCACCAGCAGAGGAGCUUGUGUAACAGCAGCUAAAAGCAGUGGAGCAAUUGGGUCUCCUGCCUGUCCUGCAGGUUUCAAAUUACUUUGUUGUUUGUUUUUUAAGAGGGGAAUUGCUGUUCUGUCAUGGGAACGGGGGCUGAAAGGUGUUAUUCCUGUAAAGCAUGGUGUAAAGGUGUUGCUUACAGUGA
Apus apus (common swift) is the source of this 2382-nucleotide messenger RNA. It is a transcript of the gene MICU1, whose product is annotated as mitochondrial calcium uptake 1. Gene Ontology annotation, biological process: calcium import into the mitochondrion; mitochondrial calcium ion homeostasis. Lineage: Eukaryota; Metazoa; Chordata; Aves; Apodiformes; Apodidae. Gene Ontology annotation, molecular function: calcium ion binding. The record is from RefSeq and is a predicted model, not a curated record. The transcript is spliced from 14 exons. Bases 185 to 1702 code for a protein of 505 amino acids. Gene Ontology annotation, cellular component: uniplex complex.